GAAAGCUGCUAGAAUGGAAUUCUGGAUUCUUUGUCUACUCUUCUUUGCUCCCUUGUUGGCUCUCAUUCUUAGAGCCAUCUAUUUAAUUUGCCUAAUAUUUACAACCGAGUCCAGAUUGGAGAGUGAAUCUUCACUGCGAACUGUGCUAUGUAUUGGCUCUGGUGGACAUACAACUGAAUUACUGAGAAUUGUUAAAAACUUAGAUCAUGAGAAAUAUCAGCCACGAAUGUACAUUUUGGCUGAAAACGACGUCAGCAGUGAGGUCAAAAUACACAAGUCUGAACACGGAACAACACAGUAUGCAUUAACAAGGAUUCCUCGGAGCAGAAAUGUGAACCAAUCUUAUUUGUCAUCAGUUGGCACCACACUUUAUUCAACUUUACAAGCAAUACCAAUUGUGUACAAUUUUAAACCUGAUAUUAUAUUCUGUAAUGGUCCUGGUACUUGUGUGCCAAUUUGUAUUGUUGCUUUCAUGUUGAGAUGCUUGUUCCUCAUCAAUUGCAGAAUUGUUUUCAUUGAAAGUAUUUGUAGAGUAAGAACUUUAUCACUAACUGGAAAGAUUCUUCAAUACUUUGCAGAUAUUAUUGUGGUGCAGUGGCCACAGCUAAGGGAUUCAUGUUUUAGAGCUAAAUACUUUGGUAGGCUGACAUAAAUAAUACAGGAUAGCAACACAGAACUGUUUUUUUUUAUUUAUACCAGGGAGAUCGGUUAUAAUAACAUUUUAAGAAAAAAUUAGAGAAAAACAUACAUCAUAAAUGAAGUGCUAGUGACGUAACUGCACUGGGACUGUAUGCUACAUACAUCCAUUAAACAGAGCUAAAUGUAUGUUUGUUUCUAAAUCACAUUUGAUCUGGAUACAUACACAAUAGAUUCAUAGCUUUAUGCUUUUCUUUGUAAUUCUUAUAUAAAAAAAACAACUAUAACGCAAACAAUGUAUUAGAAAGAUGCAACAGAUAU
This is a messenger RNA of Ostrinia furnacalis (Asian corn borer), 957 nucleotides long. It is a transcript of the gene Alg14, whose product is annotated as ALG14, UDP-N-acetylglucosaminyltransferase subunit. Gene Ontology annotation, cellular component: UDP-N-acetylglucosamine transferase complex. Gene Ontology annotation, molecular function: N-acetylglucosaminyldiphosphodolichol N-acetylglucosaminyltransferase activity. Lineage: Eukaryota; Metazoa; Arthropoda; Insecta; Lepidoptera; Crambidae. The record is from RefSeq and is a predicted model, not a curated record. Gene Ontology annotation, biological process: dolichol-linked oligosaccharide biosynthetic process. Bases 14 to 652 code for a protein of 212 amino acids. The transcript has a single exon.